AUGGCCGCCGCAAAAACCACGCAGCAUAUUGGAAUAUUAUAUUUAAAGGAAGGCGCAGAGUGGGCGCAGUAUCUCAGCUCGCAAUUUCUCAAAGACAAGAGGCUGGAAUUGGAAGUAGUGCUUUUGGAUUUAGGGCGGGAAAAUACUGAAGCAGACGUGACUAGUGUGACGUCAUCGUGCUAUGUGACGAUUCUGCUCAUGACGCCUGAUAUUAUGGGAUGGAUGACAAACAUUCAGAAUCUAGAUAUUUAUCUAAAAGUUAUACCUCAACACCGUGGAAUAGUGGCAAUUUCAGCUUUCAUUGACGACAGUGAGUAUUCAGAUAUUCAAAAAGUGUGCUCUACGUCAUCAAGAUGGACGCCAAUGACCUUGACCGAAACGGUUCCUGAAAAUAUCAAAAUGGUUGCUGAAAUUAUAGAUCUAGUCGAAGAAGUUGAAAAAGCUGAAAAACAAAAGCUUCCUCCGAUGCCAAAGAAAAGGUCUACGUUUGAAAAAGCUAAAAUUCCAGAAGAUUCAGAAUCCCCGACUAAAAUUUCCGCUCCGGAGGUCCGAGAUAUAUUUCCGUCCAAGGUGUUUACUGCACGAGAAAAGGUUGUUAUAGUAUUUAAAGAACCGGUUAAUGGAACCGUACAUGUUUCGUUUAAAGAUACCAACAGUGAAAAACAUGAUACAAAAAAACUGAAUCCUUACUGUUUUAGAUUCCGUACACCAGAUCCUCUUCCCACUAGUAACAUGUUGGCGAUCUAUCUUGAUGGGAAGAAAAUCGCCUCCAAACAUCUCACCUUCGUCAAGCCGACUCAAUCAGCUCUACAGUGUAUCGGAUACUUGAUGCAGACUCUAGGAGUUGAGACACCCGAGGAACUCGACCAGCGCCUCUGUGAUAUUUUUGAAAGGAGUUUACCACGUGAUAAUGUUCUGAAUAAAUUAUUUUGUAAUGAAGAAGUCCAGUUGAUUUUAGAUAACAAUGUUAAACAUAUGAACGAUUUUCCAACUUUGCUUCAUUUCUCCGCUGCUCAUGGUUUAUCCGAUUUCACCUCCAUGUUACUAGAACUGCCGGGCUCCAUGGCAGUAUUUAAUAUUAUAAACCAAAGAAACCAAAACCCGGCUGAAAUGGCAGCUGCCAAUCAACACCACGAUUUAGCUCGCUAUAUUACAGACUUUACUGAUACCCAUGCGAUUAUAGACGCUUGUGGAAUUUAUGUCAGUAUGGCUGGACUUGAUGGUGAUACAAAUUGUUCUGAAUCGGACGAGAACUAUAUAGAUAUGAGAGGGCUUCGCAGAUCAACUUCUUCAGAAGAUUUAUACUGUAGAUCAAAAGAUGACUUACUUGAACCAGAGAAUGAGAAAUCAGAAGCAGAAGAACCUCCUCCGCCACUACCGCCCGCCCGAUACGUCCCCAACCUACCUCCCAUCCCCCCUCAACACCGGAAACAUAGUUUAGACUUCACAAAUGCUCCACCAGCAGUCACAAGAGCUCCAUUAACUGUCUCGCCAACUCCAACCCGACCAAAAGAUUUGAAUAGUCCACAAGCUAUAUGGUUUCAAAAUCCCACGUCAUUUCUUGAAUUCACACAUCAAAGAAAAUUGUCUCCCAGUGCGAUGGGCAGUUCGGCUCAGCAAGAUUUAAUAGAUAUACAGACCCUUGUUAAAACCAAAGAAUAUACGGUAGAUGAAGCCGUUCAGAUUUUUAACUCAUGGAGAGAUCGGCCAUCAUCACAAUCAUUUAAAGACCGCAAGAAAAAUUUAGAAGAUCUGAAAUCCAAGGCAUCCAUGGUUACCCCCCAACAUGAAAAAAGUUUGUUUAGAAGAUUGAUUUCAUUCAGAACGAAACGGCAGGAGAAGAAGGUCCCCAGUUCACCAUUGGCGGUACCUCAAUAUGAAACCUACACUAUACCUAACCAGUUUAUAUCUCAACCUUCCAGUCUCCAUAGAGUUAGUAGUCUUAGUAUCAGUAGUUCAUCAAGUGGUACGUCUAGAGAAAGUGGUGUUAGUUUAAAAGAGAUAGUAGAAGUGCACAGUUCGGACAGUGAGGAUGAGGAACGACCGGCCCUACCCCCCAGGCGGAAAAGAUCCAACUCAAACGUCACUCCGGACAAAAGGAAGUCAAAGAAGGAUAUGUUUUUAGAACGAAGUGUUGAUGAGGAGGAACUUGAAUUACCUUCGUUGCCUCCCAGACGAUACCAGAAAUCAACGUCGUCUUCUCAAUCACCACCCCAACUUCCUAAACCUCGGGGUGCUCGUUGA
This is a messenger RNA of Lottia gigantea (owl limpet), 2244 nucleotides long. RefSeq lists its product as hypothetical. NCBI's taxonomy places the organism in Eukaryota, Metazoa, Mollusca, Gastropoda, Lottiidae. Bases 1 to 2244 code for a protein of 747 amino acids. The transcript is spliced from 13 exons. The record is from RefSeq and is a predicted model, not a curated record. Gene Ontology annotation, molecular function: signaling receptor binding.